UGAGAAUCACUCUGUUUGUGAUGGCCUUCCUGCUUUCUGAUGCUGCCUCCCUCAAGAGUCAGGCUUCUUUCAACGAGACUGCCUACUUGCCUUGCCAAUUUAUAAACUCUCAAAAUAUAAGUCUGGGGGAGCUUAUAAUAUUUUGGCAGGACCAGCAAAUGUUGGUUUUGUAUGAGCUAUAUUUAGGCAACGAAAAACCUGACAAUGUGGCUGCCAAGUAUCUGGGCCGCACAAGCUUUGACCAGGACAGUUGGACCAUGCAACUUCACAAUGUUCAGAUCAAGGACAAGGGCUCCUAUCAAUGUAUUGUCCAUCACAAAGGACCCCAAGGAAUUGUUCACCUAUACCAGAUGACUUCUGAGCUGUCAGUGUUUGCUAACUUCAGUGAACCUGAAAUAAGGCCACUUUCCAAUAUAACAGAAGAUUCUGGCAUAAAUUUGACCUGCUCAUCUAGUCAAGGUCAUCCACCACCUUUAAGGAUAUAUUUUGUUCUAGAAACCCAAAACUCAACUGUUGAGCAUGAUGGUGUCAUGGUGAUAUCUCAGGAUAAUGAAACAGAACUAUACAAUGUUUCUGCCAGUUUGUCCGUUCCGUUCCCCGAUGACACGAGCAAUGUCACUAUCACCUGUUUCGUAUGCACAGCCUCAGGGACGCUUAAGUCUCCACCUUUCAAUACAGUUCUUCCGACGGACUCCUUGGCUCCUAAAGACCAAACAUACUUGGCUGCCUUUGGACUCUUGAUCAUCUCGAGCAUCAUAUUUGUGGUGGUGUUGUGUCUAAAAAAGCAGAAGCGGCGGCGGAGGCAGCAGCACCAGCAGACUGCCGGCUCUUCUGAAGAAACCAUCAAAAUGGAGAGUGAAGAGACCAAAGAAAGAGUGGAAAUCCAUGAACCUGAACAAAAUGAUGAAGAAGUUCAGUGUAUUGUUCACUAUUCAAAGACACCUUCAGGCAACCAUCAUGCUACACACUUUUAA
Messenger RNA from Urocitellus parryii (Arctic ground squirrel), 974 nucleotides. RefSeq names its product CD86 molecule (gene Cd86). The record is from RefSeq and is a predicted model, not a curated record. Gene Ontology annotation, cellular component: external side of plasma membrane. Lineage: Eukaryota; Metazoa; Chordata; Mammalia; Rodentia; Sciuridae. Gene Ontology annotation, biological process: positive regulation of T cell proliferation; negative regulation of T cell proliferation; T cell costimulation.